AACAGUUUGCUCAUUAGCCCUUCCUCCGUCGAUCCCGUAGAAUACCACCGACCCAGAAGUCAUCUUCAAGCUAGCUCUCUGCGUGGUCGUCGAUGAUCUCAUGAAGGUCUCCGUUUACCCUGACCAGCUAAAGGGGAAAAUCAUGGAUACCCGUGUCAAGGCUAUGUUGGAUGUCUGCGCCACCGUGAUUGACGACGAGCUGGAUCGACUCAAUGAGUCGGUUUCCACAAUGGAAGUUGGCAAGGGGGAGAAGCUGCUAUCGACUUUGAAGAUCGACACUUUGAAGACAUGGCUCAGCGCUUCCAUUACCGAUCAAGAAACCUGCUUUGAUGCCUUGGACAAAUUGAACGGGACAGAGCACUUGGCGAUUCAUGACGAAUUAAAAAUGACGAUGCAGAAUUCCACCGAAUUUGCAAGUAAUAGUCUGGCAAUUGUCACUAAAAUCUUAAGCCUACUGGCGGAUUUCAACAUCCCAAUUCACAGGAAGUUACCCAGAGUCCAAGAAACAGAGUCGGACUUUCCGAGUUGGGACAGAUCCGGUAAGUACAAAACAAUCAGAGAGGCGGUGGCGGCAGUGCCGAAUAAGAGCAAGGCUAGAUUUAUUAUAAAGGUGAAGGCAAGGACGUAUAAGGAGAAUGUGAAUCUAGACAAGAGCAAGUGGAAUGUGAUAAUGUUUGGGGAAGGAAAAACAAAAACCAUCAUUACCGGCAAGCUAAAUUUCAUUGACGGAACUCCUACCUUUUCCACUGCUACCUUCGGUAAGUCCAGUCCCCUCCUUAGUCCUCACUUAAUAAUUUUGGGGAAGAAAAAGAAGAUCACAUGGGAUAUGGAUGUUGGCAUGUGAAAUUGUUUAUGAUUCAUGAUGCUCAUAUGUGGUUUUCUUUUCUUUUCUUUUCUUUUUAUCUGGGUUUGUUGUUUGAAUGAAAAUGGUGACUCUGA
Rubroshorea leprosula is the source of this 939-nucleotide messenger RNA. NCBI's taxonomy places the organism in Eukaryota, Viridiplantae, Streptophyta, Magnoliopsida, Malvales, Dipterocarpaceae. The record is from the annotation of a GenBank genome assembly.